GCCGCCGCGAGGGCCGCGCCGGGGCUGAGCCGCGCGGGCGGGCGGGCGGAGGCGCACGCCGGCCGCUGGAGCUCCGGUCGCCGCGCAGCCCGCGUGCGGCUGCCGCCGUGCGCCGAGCCAGCUCCCGCCGCUUUGUGGUCUGCAGGCCGCCGGCACCAUGCAUGCUGCGCCCGGGUCCGCGGGCCCCGGCGACGCGCGCGCGGUUGCGAUCAUGGACAUCUGUGAGUCAAUCCUGGAGCGGAAGCGGCCUGACAGCGAGAGGUCCUCGUGCAGCAUCUUGGAGCAGACAGACAUCGAAGCUGUUGAGGCUCUUGUUUGCAUGAGCUCCUGGGGUCAGAGAGCCCAGAGAGGUGACCUGUUAAAGCUGAGGCCCCUCACGCCCAUCUCCGACUCUGGGGACGUCAGCAGCGGCGUGCUUAUGGAUGCCGCUGUACCUGAGCUGCCAAAGGACUUCCAUUCCUUCUCCACUCUGUGCAUAACUCCUCCUCAGAGCCCGGAGCUCACGGAGCCGUCCACUGGGGCACCUGCUCCCUCCCACGAACCAGAUGCCAAAGCGCCCUCCCCUGUGGUGACGUCAGUGCUGGGCGGGAGCGAGGAGGGCUCCCUGGAGCCCGCCCCCAGCCCGCCGUGCAGGGCCCUGGCCGCCAGUGUGAUCCGCCACACUGGGCAGAGUCCGGCCCCUGCCCGCCUUCCUGCCACCCAGGCCCAAGAGCCACCGCCGUCCGCCAGCAGAGAGGGAGCGGCGCAGUGUGGGGGGCGUCCGGAACAUUCUGGGGCUUUGGAGGAUGUGCACCUUGCCGCAGGUGUCCUUUCCUGUCAGCCUCACUUGCACAGACCCGAGGGCCCGCUCCCCGCCGACCAAGGCCUGCAGGCACGGUGGCCCGCCGCAGCGCAGGCCUGCUCACCAAAGAAGCUGAACACUGACUUGCCGCGGAAAAGCACCCCAGUGGUUUCCGUCCCUGUCUCCAGCCCCCCUGUCCUUUGCCAGAUGAUCCCCAUGACCGGACCCAGCGCCGUGCUGUCGGCCAUCCUGAAGCCCCCUCUCCUGCCCUCCCCAGGGACCGUGAAGCCACUCCUCCCCCAGGCCGCGCCUGCGCCUCCCCAGGUGCUCGUGGGCCCGCCCGUGCCUCAGGGAACUGUGAUGCUGCUGCUGCCGCCGCAGGGCACCCUCCCCCAGCCCGCCGCCUGCCCGCCCAGCGUCUGCCCGCCCAGCGUCGUGGCUAUUGGCAACACCAAGUUGCUGCCCCUGGCCCCGGCUCCAGUGUUCAUUGCCUCCAGCCAAAACUGUGCCCCUCAGGUAGACUUUUCCCGAAGGAGGAACUACAUCUGCAGCUUCCCAGGCUGCCGGAAGACCUACUUCAAAAGCUCCCACCUCAAGGCGCACCUCCGCACCCACACGGGGGAGAAGCCCUUCACCUGCGGCUGGGACGGCUGCGACAAAAAGUUCGCGCGCUCCGACGAGCUGUCCCGCCACCGCAGAACCCACACGGGGGAGAAGAAGUUCGCGUGCCCCAUCUGCGAGCGGCGCUUCAUGCGCAGCGACCACCUGACCAAGCACGCCCGGCGCCACGUCACCACCAAGAAGAUCCCGGGCUGGCAGGCGGAGGUGGGCAAGCUGGGCAGGGCCGCCUCGGCGGGGCGCCCCGGGAGCCCCCCGGCCCCCGUGCCCGCCUCUGCCUGAGAGACACACCCCCCACCCCACCCCCGGCCGGCGUGGGGCGCCCACAGCUCUUUUCAGGAAUGACCCCCGGGCCGCUCGGAGGAGGUGGGUCGCUGGCUUUCUGGCUAGCGCCCGUUCUGUGUCUUUAGUGGUUUAAGAAGGGUUUGGCUUUGUUUCGCUCUUUCAAGGAAAUGGAAGGAAAUCUGAGUCGCAAUCACCAGCAUUCAAGCAAACAUUUCGGCAAUAAGAGUUUACACAUUUUGGAUUAUUUGCAACCUUUCUAUUCAUGUUUUGUAGAAACGAGACAGGGUACUAAUUUUUAUACUUUUUUAUAAAAAUAUUUAUAUUGUCGGUGCUCCAGUCACCAGUUUCUAGAUAGAUGAUUUUACAGGCUUCUUUGCGGUGUUUGGUAACAGUGGCUUAGAAUGACCCCACUUUUAGUAAGCUCGGAGCAUUGUUCGCAAGUUCGAGGUCCUCAUAGACCUCCAAACGUUGUGGAGUCCUAGCUGGUGAGUGAAGGCCUCUUACAGGGGAAGACGGUUUCCCAGCGAGCUUCCUCGGAGCGUUCGCUAGAGAAAUCCCUUGCCGCCGUCCUGCAGCCCAAGGAACAGACGUUCUCGUGGUUAGAACGUGUUGCCCGUGUCCGGGGUGCAGUCGGCGAGGGCCCGAGGGGCCUCAGGUCCCCGACCAGCUGGGAGCAGCUGUGGGCCGGGCCUGGCAGGGCCGCUGGCCGGCAUGGAGCCGGGAGCAAACUUCUGCCUGUGCCAACGUGCCAGGAAGAAUGUAGGUGCUCCGAGUCGGCGGCUCGCCCCGCGCUGGGCUGGCUUGUCCAUGUUGCCUUCCCAUGCGAGCAGCGACUGCGCAGAGAAGGAAGUGUCUCCUCCGUUCCUGACGUUCUCACCAAAGCCCCGCGCAUCUGAAGAGAGGCCACGCGCACGAGGUGCCGCUGAGGGGUAGAGUCCUUUAUGCAGCGUGAGGAGCCAGGGGAAAUGACUCGGUCAUGGCCAGGCCACCUCCCUGCCCGUAAAUUCACUUGAUAGGAGGAAGGCAUCUGGAUCGAGUGAACUUCCCGAGGGGGGGUUGCAGUCCACCCGGACAGGCAGCGCCGGAGCCUGCGAGCCCGACUGCAAGUGCAACAGACGUACACCAAAAAAGGGACUGUACCACUAUUGAUAGGGGUAGCCUGGGAAUCCGUGUGUGCGUGCGUGUAUGUGCAGUAUGCAUUGAUUUUAUAUUUGCCUUUGAGUUAUUGGCAAGGAGAAGUAUUGGAUAAUUAAGUAAAAUUAGGUUUUAUGUUCAGGUCUUUGUAACCCUUACCUGAUGUCCCCUUCAUAUCAACAGCCUGUCACCGUGUAUGUGUAUGUGUGUGGCUGUGGAUGGAUGGAUGGAUGGAUGAGGACAUUUUCACACUUUUGGACUGUUCAGAGUGGAAUGUUCCUGUUGAGCUACGCAGGUGCAAUGCAGGAGAAUCAUACAUGACAGUGUCACUGGACGUGACCUAGCCCGUGCCCCCUUUGCCUGGCCCCUCCCCGUCCUGUCAGCGGAAGCACUUGUGUGUGCGUGUGUGUGUGCGCGUGUGUGCGUUCUGCAUGGCAUCGGCUCUGGACACGAAGCCCUGCCCUGCCGCUGCUCCGGUGGGUAAUGGAGGUCUUUGUGUGUUUGCUGUUAGUUGUGCAGCACUUGGUUCUCUGAACAGUGUACUUUCUACAGAAGAGAGAUGUUGGAAUGGCUUUAAUUUAAGCUUCCAUUUCCUGUUUAGACUUAGAAAGGCCUCUGUAAAAGACACACCCCCCCUUCCUGCUUGUCUGAGAGACAGCUCUGUGCGGUCCCGUCGGAGAAGCCAGUGGCCGCCGCGGGAGGCAGCCCGUGCACUUUAUUGCUUGAGUGAUCUUGCUUGAUCUUUGACUUUGAGCCUUUUCAGUAGAUUCAGUCAUCAAAUUUAAAUGUUUCAUAAUUAUGUUUUAUGUAACGGACACUAUUUAAGUGCGUAUGUGUGAUGUAACGUUUUUCUUUGGAUCACAUAAAGCUUUCUUGAUUC
Molecule: messenger RNA, 3698 nt
Organism: Perognathus longimembris pacificus (Pacific pocket mouse)
Lineage: Eukaryota; Metazoa; Chordata; Mammalia; Rodentia; Heteromyidae
Gene: Klf11
Product: Kruppel like factor 11
Exons: 4
Coding region: 158-1681 (507 amino acids)
Biological process (GO): regulation of transcription by RNA polymerase II
Molecular function (GO): DNA-binding transcription factor activity, RNA polymerase II-specific; RNA polymerase II cis-regulatory region sequence-specific DNA binding
Source: RefSeq, a predicted model, not a curated record